AUGGGUCACCAGCAGUUCUACUGGAGCCAUCUGAGGAAAUCUGGCCAGCGUUCUUGUUGCAUCUACUCAAACUUGCAUGGUCUGAUCCUGAUAUGUGGCCUCAAUAUGUGCCCCCAGGGUUUCUGUCAGUACUCAAGGGAUACAGGCUUCAUUAAGUUGGAUUAA
Molecule: messenger RNA, 165 nt
Organism: Ailuropoda melanoleuca (giant panda)
Lineage: Eukaryota; Metazoa; Chordata; Mammalia; Carnivora; Ursidae
Product: 40S ribosomal protein S29-like
Exons: 1
Coding region: 1-165 (54 amino acids)
Biological process (GO): cytoplasmic translation
Cellular component (GO): cytosolic small ribosomal subunit
Molecular function (GO): zinc ion binding; structural constituent of ribosome
Source: RefSeq, a predicted model, not a curated record